Anoplophora glabripennis (Asian longhorned beetle) is the source of this 2244-nucleotide messenger RNA. Its product is annotated as otopetrin-2-like. Bases 1 to 2244 code for a protein of 747 amino acids. The record is from RefSeq and is a predicted model, not a curated record. The transcript is spliced from 8 exons. Gene Ontology annotation, molecular function: proton channel activity. Lineage: Eukaryota; Metazoa; Arthropoda; Insecta; Coleoptera; Cerambycidae. Gene Ontology annotation, cellular component: membrane. Gene Ontology annotation, biological process: proton transmembrane transport.
AUGGGAGACGACAGCUCUCCGGACCUGAGCCUGAAGCUCAGGAGGGGCUCCAGCGAUUCCAGGGAUUCCUUCUACAUGGACUUCGACAGGGGCAUCGACUCGGACAUCGACGAGAUGGCCACCACAUCGGGGGCGGAGCACGGGGACACCACGGCGGAGACCACGGCUACCCCCACGGCUCUGGGCCAGGGGAAGGUCGAGGGUGCGAGUUGGCCGACCAUUCCGCCGCAGAAUAUGAGCGGCGGCAGCAGAAGCACCGCUAUGGGGGGCGGCGACCCCCUGCUGCCCUCUCCAGCCUCCCCAGCCCCCAUCAUCGUGUCUCCGGAAACGUUGAGCCACUCGUCGCCAUCCAAGUCCACCAGGCAGUCUGCACACGUACAAAUCGCCCCGCCACCCAAAUUAAUGUCGCCCGGACCAUUGGCUAUUGCAGGGUACUUUCAUCAACAGCAGCCGUCAUUGCCCAUAGUAAGAAGAUUAUCCCGAGCUGAAAAACAAGAGGAAUGGAGGCAACUGGGGUCGGACGCCCUCGCCACCACCCUGUCAGCCCUUUACGGCAAACUGCUGGUGGUGAUGGGCACCGCCUUCCCCAUGGCCGAAGUCAUCUCCACGUACAUCCCUCCGUCCUUCUACGAAGCCUACUAUCUGUACCUCUACAUCGGCAGCAUGUUCUUCUUGCUGUAUAUGUACGCCGUCCUGCUCAGGGAUAAGAGAAUGAUGAAGAGUCAAGCCAAGGCCAGCUUGAAGGCUGAAGAAGCUAAAGAAGAAAGCUUAUCUGACGAAGAAUCCGACAACGAUUCCAACUCCACUAGCGUGGCGGACACCGUCAGCUCCCACAGCUAUAGACCCAGAAAGUCCUCGCUAUCCUACUCUGAAAAACAAAACCACUAUGGUAGCUUUUACCUGAGAAUGGGAGCUGUAGCCUUCGGCAUCGGGAGCAUGAUCUACUCCGGCCUGGAGUUCGGGCAGUACUUCGAGUUGGAGAGGAACACGAAAUGCCACAACGUCCUGCUGGCCCUCACCCCGGCCACGAGGAUGGCAUUUAUUUUUAUACAGAUGUACUUUAUAUUUUUGAAUAACGAACAAAUGAGGGUAUACAAACACAAACUAGCCGCGCGAUUCGGUCUUAUGCACAUGAUAGGUACAAAUCUCUCCGUCUGGCUGAACGUACUGGUACAAGAAACCAAACACGAAAUACUCACAUUUUACAACCCCGAAAACAACUCUUUGAAGAUAUCACAUCGCAUCCCUUAUAAAGGAAACAUUCUAGGACUGCCACUGGUGGCCUCCGAUCACCCCCCGGAAACCCACGGCCACCACAUCGUCGCCAGAGGCUUGAAGGGUCCCCACCACCUCUACGAGUGCCGACGCACUAACAUUAUAGGCUCCCUUGUCCAAGACGCUUCCCCUUUCCUCUUCCCCUGUACCAUCGAAUACAGCCUCAUCUGCGCCGCCAUCCUCUACGUCAUGUGGAGGAGCAUCUCCAAGAUGCCUCCCACAGGUCUAAUCUCUAGGACUAAAAGUGGAAUCACCCAGUACAAGAAGAGCCCUCACCAUUACUCUGUGGACUGCGCCAGAGCCCACAAGGGUCUCUUCGUCGGUAUCCUCUUGCUCGUCCUCACCAUAAUCUCCCUCAUACUCUUCUUCGUGUUAAUCUCUCGCGUAGAAUUCGUCGGACUGGCCGUGGUGGAGGUCAACAUAUGCGAACUGGUUCUGUACGGUUUGACGACCCUAGCGUCGAUCGUGGGGAUGUGGCAGGUGAGGCAGCUGAAAUACGACGGUAGUAAGAACCUGCAACUGGACAACAUCCUCUUGAUUGGCGCCCAGACUGGAAUGUUCAUCUACAGCACCUUCACCAUAAUCGGAGGACAGUUCACUUUGCAGCGGAGCACCGUGCUGGUGCUUGUCACGGCUCUAGCUUCACUUUUACAGACCACCUGCCAGACAAUCUUCAUACUAGACGCCUCCAGGAGGACCUGCGUGACUCCAGAUCAAAUGAAGAAGAAGCCUGGUAGGGAAAUAGUCACUUUCCUUCUAGUCACCAACCUAGCCAUGUGGGCUAUUAAUACCUUGGAGAAAUCUAGAGCGGAGUCACAUCCUAUCCAGCUUCAUUUCUAUGGUCUUUGGGCGUGGACCAUCAUCACCCACGUGUCUAUGCCCCUCGCCAUUUUCUACAGGUUCCACUCUACUGUGUGUCUGUGCGAGAUUUGGAAGAGGGCGUACAAAAUGAAGCCUACUUACAUGUGA